Molecule: messenger RNA, 1532 nt
Organism: Coccomyxa subellipsoidea C-169
Lineage: Eukaryota; Viridiplantae; Chlorophyta; Trebouxiophyceae; Coccomyxaceae
Product: glutathione S-transferase
Exons: 10
Coding region: 6-1331 (441 amino acids)
Biological process (GO): translational elongation
Molecular function (GO): glutathione transferase activity; translation elongation factor activity
Source: RefSeq, a predicted model, not a curated record
GCACGAUGUCUAAUCUGAGGCUGUACACGUUUCCCGGCAACAAGAACGCCUGGAAGGCGCAGAUUGCGGCCGAGUAUGUGGGCGUCAAGCUCGACGUGCCAGCCUUCGAGAUGGGAAAGACCAACAAAAGCCCGCAGUUCCUGAAGCUGAACCCAAAUGGAAAGGUGCCAACUUUGCAGACUCCUGAAGGAGGCAUCUGGGAGAGCAAUGCAAUUGCUCGCUACGUGGCUCGGCUGGCAGACAAGGGCCUCUUUGGCGCCACGGCAUACGAUGCUGCUCUGGUCGAGCAGUGGAUUGAGUUCGCCACUGGGGAGCUGGAUGCACCACUUGCCUCCUGGUACUAUCCCAUUGCUGGCUACAUGGAGUACAAUAAGAAGAAAGAGGAGGCUGCCAUUGCAACGGUGAAGAAGUCCCUGGGAGUUCUGAACGAGUACCUGGCCACCCACACCUUCCUAGUGGGCAACUCUGUCACUCUCGCUGACAUCGUCGGUGCCGCCAAUCUCUACCACGGCUACACCAAGCUGUUCGACGAGGCCUUCAGGAAGGACUUUCCCAAUGUGCAGCGCUGGUUUUUGACGCUGGUGAACCAGCCGGAGUUCAAGAAGGUCAUGGGAGAGGUGGCCCUGGCAAAGGAGGCCCUGACGUACCAGGCCAAGAAGAAUGACAAGCCCGCGCCUGCUGCCAAGAAGGAGAGCAAGCCCGAGCCCCCUAAGAAGGAGAGCAAACCCGCGCCUGCUGCAAAGGAGGCGGCGGCUGCAGAGGAGGGUGAGGAGAAGCCCGCGCCGAAGCCGAAGGACCCGCUGGCAUCGCUGCCGCCCAGCAAGAUGAUCAUGGACUCGUGGAAGCGGCUCUAUUCCAACACGCCCGGCGCCAAGUUCAAAGAGAUCUGCGUCAACGGCCUCUGGAACGGCGCCGACAUCCCCAACUCACCCAACAACGAGGGCUUUGACCCGGAGGGCUACAGCAUCUGGUUCUGCGAGUACAAAUACCCCGAGGAGAACACCGUCAACUUCAUCGUCAUGAACAAGGCAUGCACCUCCCCUCCUGUGGGCGGCUUCCUGCAGCGCAUUGACUACGUGCGAAAGCACGCCUUUGCCGUCAUGUCCAUCCUGAAGGACGACAAGGGCCAGUUCCCCAUCAGGGGGAUGUGGAUCUUCCGUGGGCAGGAGAUCCCGGCCAUCAUGGUGGAGGAGUGCUUUGACCUGCCCCUGUAUGAGUGGAACAAGGUCGACACCAGCGACGCGGCUGUCCGCGAGCGCAUCAGCUCCCUGCUGUGCGAAGAGGACAAGAUUGAUGGCCUGGAGAAUGUGGAGGUCAAGGUGUUCAAGUAGGCACUGUUUAUCACAAUGUUCAGGUCUUUUCCAGAGUCCGUAUAGGUGGUGUUGACAUCAGCUCUCUGUGCUUGUGUGAUGAAUGUGCGCAUAAAUGCCCUGGCUAAAAGCAUCUAAUUAGAGUCAGGACUGGGAAUGGGGUCUUAGAAGCACCACAAUCAUUGCAGACAUUACAGUUGUAAACAACCCAAUCUUCAAAUU